CACAACUAGGGGAGCCAGGAGCAUCAGAACACGCCGGAUUAAAGGAGAGGACACAUACGCUCGGCAGCCUGCUGAUGAGGGGCCCACUGACCACACAGAACCAGAACUGCUACCGGCAGCUCAUCGAGAAGGAGGCCUACACCCGGCUAGCCUGGAAGAUCAAGUAUGGUCAGGAAUACCCCAGCCGGAUCGCUGCCACGUUCAGGGCAGCGAAAGAGCCGGGGCUCCCAAACGUCCCUGCGGCCGAAACUAUCCUGCCACCUAUAGUAAAGAGGGAAGCGCCGGCAGUCCCAGAACCCAAACUGGAUCUGAAGCUCAAGGCACCACUCAUGAGGCCGGUCACUCCAGAAACCAGGGAGACUCUGUACGACGGCAUCUCCACUGAGGGAAAGGGCCGGGCCUUGUAUCUGAGGCGGCGUCUGGGGAAAGGUCCGGAAGAGAAAUUUGAUCAUCCUCAGCUAUCGUCCUGGGAGUACGGCUGGAAACUGGGUGAUUAUGGGAUAGACUACAGAUCUCCAGUCAGUGGAAGAUCAGGAAUCGUAAGGAGCUCAUUCUAUGCCAGAAACGGAAUAUUUAACGUUCCUUCUUCGACAGAUUGGCUCGGGUCAUUUUGUUAGUUUUUUUUUUUUUUUUAUAUUUACUUUAACAAUUAAUAUUACAUUUUGGUGUAGAUCCGUUUGAUGCAGUGUUUAUUUUAGAGUGCAUGUCUCGCAGUGUUAUGAGUUCUUAAAUUUGUAGAGUUAUUACAAAAACUUUCCUAUUGAAAAAUGUGCUUAAAAAAAACUGAAUAAAUCUUAAGUGGAUGUGA
Molecule: messenger RNA, 808 nt
Organism: Brienomyrus brachyistius
Lineage: Eukaryota; Metazoa; Chordata; Actinopteri; Osteoglossiformes; Mormyridae
Product: protein ATP6V1FNB
Exons: 2
Coding region: 75-617 (180 amino acids)
Source: RefSeq, a predicted model, not a curated record